Molecule: messenger RNA, 7459 nt
Organism: Porites lobata
Lineage: Eukaryota; Metazoa; Cnidaria; Anthozoa; Scleractinia; Poritidae
Source: the annotation of a GenBank genome assembly
AUGUCAGGUCUGUUUGUUGUCUCUUGGAUUGAAAGGAUCAAAUUACAGUACCUAGGAGGUUUUUGUGUUUUUUCUGCCAAAUUAAACAAAACUAACCACAAUGGCACCUUAGACUUUAGUAUAUAACAAACAAUCUUUUUCACCCCCAGCCAGUAAUAGUAAAACAUAGGGGAAAAACCCUGAUAUGUAAUAAAACCUCAUUAUAGCAAACAUUUAUUACGCUUCAUUGUAUCAAGAGUCCACUGAUAUUAGGUUAGUGGAAGCAAACAAUAAAUUCCAGCAAGAGUCAUUUCAGCCAAUCAGCAGGCAGUGGAAAACAAUUAGGUGCUGAAAGUUCAAAGUUCAGAUUUCAGUACCUCAUGAUUAAAAAGAAUAUCACGUUAUUUCAUGUUUUCACUUGUAGAUGUAUUAUCAAGGUUAGUCAGAAACAUUACUAUAAAAUUCAUUCAUGGCCAAACAGUAGACCAGUUUAGGGAUUGUGUGAAAUUAGGUUGUGCGCUAGGUUAUGCCUUUGGGAAAGCACUGAUUUAUUCGCUGAAGUACAGUCAUUUCAGUCUAAAAUCCUCAGGUCUUUUUUUAAUUCUCAUUGGCGUAAACAACAUUUUCUGGAAUUUAUUGUUUAAUCCCUUAAAAUCACAUUGUAACUACUGUUAUUGCAUUGUGGGUGGGUGUCACCUGUACAAUGAAAAUUGGUGCUAAGUUUUCUUUGCUAAGGAAAUAAUAUUACACUGUUAUUGUAUUUUGUAUAUAAGAGCAAAGUAGUGCUUACGUCACUAAAAGUAUUAAUAAUAUUAUAGCUACAUUGUAGAAUCUUGUGGUAAUGUUUUACCUAUUGAGGCUACUUUUUUACACUUUCAGCUAUUAGGAAAAACCAUUACUACAAAACAUUAAGCGUUUCAUUAAAAGUUUUUGUGAUUAAUUUUAUGCACUUCAUCUCACUUCAUGUGAAGAAAUUUUUUUUUGUUACUGAAUAGUUUUGGAAUUAGAAAAAUCUUGCAUUGCUAUAUUCAAGAAUUCCUUAUUUGAGAAAUUCAUUUCAUAAAAGUGGCAUUCUUCAUGAAUAUCAUCCUUUUUUUUAUAAUUUUAUAUUUUUUUAUGUUGUCGUUUUAUCAUUUUUAAUGUACGUGUACUUUGAAACUCAGAAAACCGUGAAUACCGUGAAACAUUUCUGGAAUACUAUUGUGUUGCAAAGAAAAAGCCAAUUAGGCCUGAGAAAGCAAAACUGUAAGCCACAGUGGUAAUUAGUUUAUGGUUUUGUGGCUGUGUGCAUGUUCUUUUCUUUGUUGUGAUUGGUCACAACACAAUAGAAAUUCUCGAAAUAUUUCAGGUGUUUUUGUUUUGCAAAUUUUGAUAAAAAAAAUAAUUAAUGUUGAAAAUACCUUAAUGUGCAAUUAUUUAUUUAUGGGUAUAAAAGAGUAAGGUGGGGAAACAUAAUGGAGUUAAUCAGAGGACUUAGUUAUGAAACAGUCUGAUAAAAUAUUAAUAAUGUAGGAUAGGCUGCUCAAAUACCAUAAAAUGAUUUUGAGAUGGAUCAGUUUUGAUUUAUAGCAUCGGCAGAUCCAGGGGACAUUGGUGGGGGAUCUUAGUCCUCUAGGCACAGAGUGUUUUUCCAUUCUAAGAAACAAAGUACUUUUGAACAGAAAUUUGGUACCACCAAGGGACACCUACUACUUUCUCUUUACUUGUGGUUGCUUUGCACUACACCUGUCAAUAAUGAAAUUGCUACAAAAUAUUGUGUGUUGGCAAAGAAGAGAAAAAGUUAUUCAGACACCCCCCUCUCCCCCCUCUGGAAAAAAAUCCUGGGUGGACCCCGAUUUACAGUAACAGAUUCCUGUUUACAGGAAACCUGCAAUGUCAAAGACCAAUAACAUUUAAUGAUUUUUAAAAGACAUUGUUUAAUGAGCAAGGAGUCGACCUCUGCCAUUUUGAGUAAAAUGAGUCAAGCCAAUUUAGAGUGUUUAAACAGUUUAUUUUUGAAGUUGUAAUAUUUGUAAUGUCUCUAUUUAUUAAAAUGAUAAUAUUUGAAAAUAAUGUUCAAUUGUCUUUUUUGGUCGAUUAAUACUAAUUACAGUUGAACCUCUCCAUAACGGCUACCUUGAGGACAGAAGAAAGUUGCCGUUGUACGAUUGGUUUGAACAAGAGUCAGUGUAUGGACUGUCUGCCAAAAAAAUGGCCGUUAUUGGAUGUUCGACUCUAAUAAAUUUUGUCCUGGGCACAAAAUUUAGGACAGCAAAAUUAAGGACGUAAAUUAUCUUAACCGGGGACAAGUUUUCUGUUAUUGUUUUCUGUUACCGUGCCUUGUAGCCGCGUAAGCAGAUAUUUGAGAAGACUUAAGAAAAAAUAUUAUUCCACUUAUGAGGCCUUCCUUCAUUUGUUUUUUUAUUUUAAAAGUUUAAAAUGUAACUGAUUUAUCUAGUCACAGCUUGCGUGGCAAGCAUUUGAAGCGAGGAAACAAUUGAAGCUCGUGAGUUUCCCUUCCCCUUUACCUGGCCUCAACGUAGGCUAGCUUUGUCACUGUUACUGAAACUGACUGAAAAAUAAUAAUAAAGAAAAAUGACAUCGCCGGAAAAACAUUAUUAUCGUAUUCUCACUAGACUUUAAAUUUACCAUCACAUUUUUCUCGUUGGGUAUGUGUCAUCUAUAGACAUUCCAGCCCUAGAGACAUGCAAGAAUUUUUUUCGUGUAAACCUAGUUUAAUGGCAGUUAAUAGCUCUACGAGUUUCCCGUAGCUCAGUUGGUAGAGCAUCUGGACUAGUAACCAGAGGGUCAUAGGUUCGACUCCUGUCAAGAGAUCUCAGAAUUUUCCAGGUCCGUGGCGUCGCCUGUGUAGACUGGAAAAGCGUCAUCCUCUCGUUUUUUAUUUAUAUAUUUAUAUUUAUGUUUUUUUUUCUCAGAAAAUAAUGAUCAAGCUGAUGCCAAGGCUUUUUUUAGCUUUGGUGGAGGGGGUUCAGCUACCAAGUCGUCAGCGAAUACCAUUGACAACGACACAAUUUACAAAAUGAACAAGUCAACCAGAGGAUUUGCUGUCAUUAUCAACAACAAAGACUUCCUUAGAUCUUCGGGAAUGGACCGCUACCCACGUAAUGGCACCGAUGUUGACCGUGAUGCCUUGGCAAAAUUGUUCAGGGCUCUGAAGUUUGAUGUUAGAAUUUACAACAACCAGACCAGGGCUGAGAUCAGAAGAAUCACAAAAGAUAUGGCAACAACUAAUCACAGCUCUUAUGAUGCAUUCAUUUUCUCCAUCUUGACACAUGGUGAAGAAGGUGUGAUUUAUGGCACCGAUGGUACCAUGGCCAUCAAAGAUCUUACUGCAAUCUUUAAAGAUUGCACUACUUUGGUUGGCAAGCCAAAGAUGUUUUUCUUCCAAGCAUGCCAGGGUAAGAAACAUAUAAUUUGAUUUCCUUGUUUGGUGGGUUAGAGCUGCAGUUGAGACAAAAUUGUCGUCUUAACGGUGUAUUUUCAAUUAAUAUUAUGUUAUAAUAUGGUUGCCACAGGUCAGGGAAAAAAAUUUCUUCACGGUCAGGGAAAAGUCAGUGAAGUUUCACUUCGAGUCAGGGAAAAGCUAAAUGUUUGAAAGAACUCAGGAAAAAGUGAAAUUUUAAGAGUACAUUUUUAUUCUUUUCCCUCCACUUUUGCUGUUUUCUAACAUUUAAAAUUCUUUUGUACAUUUUACAGACAUGAAUCGUGUUGUAUUGGUAGAAUAUUGGUCAUGAAAUUGAAGAAUGGCUGUGAGGGGAGGGCAUCAGGUCUAAUAUGCGAAAUUGUUAAUUCAGUUGGUCAGGGAAAUUUUAUAUUUGUCAGGGAGAAGUCAGGGAAUUUCCGAAAUCUCUUUGUGGCUGUGGCAGUCAUUUAUAAUGUUACUAAUUCUUUCUGAAUAAGGUGAUGGCAAAGACAAAUUUUGACUAUCAAUCUAUCACACGCAUAUCGCUUGAAUGCUGAUUUUCCCAAAUUAACGGUUUUCAUGUAAAAGUUUUUUUGUAUGCCAGAUUGAGUACUUUGCUUGUUCUUGCCAGGCAAGAGUGCGACUGGUCAUAUUGAAGAAGAACAAUUUUGAAGAAAAUAACAAAUAUAAUCAUUAUAGUUCUCAAUCUUUGUCAUCCAAGUGUAUUAUACUUGAGAAAUCUGAUUACGUACGAUUCUUCACCACGUAGAAAUUUUGGUAGUGCUACAGUCUUCUUUGGUCCCCGCAGUAGGGUUAACAAAAACUGUUUUCCUUACCAUUUCAAGGGCAUGAGUACAUGGAUGGAAUGGAUGUAACAGAUGCCCCUCAACAGGGAAGCAAAGUGUCCGUGCCAGCGGAAGCCGACUUUGUCUAUGCAUAUUCCACAGUUCCAGGCUACUACUCUUGGAGAAAUUCCGUGAAUGGCUCAUGGUUCAUUCAGUCACUGACAAAGGUAUUUGAGGAGAAUGCUGGAAGCAUGGAUAUCUUAAGAAUGCUGACCAGAGUCAACGCUAUGGUGUCAACGUACAAGUCGCGAACCGGUGAUUAUUACUCUGACAGCAAGCGACAGGUGUCUAGUGUUGUGUCAAUGCUGCGUAAGGAACUCUAUUUCUUUCCAGAGAAUGUAACUAAUCAGAGUUAAGAAUCAAAGGCAGGCAGUGUGUGACUCUAGGUUGAAAAAGUUGUGUUAUUGGGAAAAUUUUUAGCCGUACUGAAUGAGAAUAUCGAAUAUUAUGUCGUUUUGAAAAGCUUGUAUCGCUCAGUCCAUUUUGGAGUUCCAAAACUACUCGCUAUGAAAACGAGGGCAAGUGCAAAACCUUUCAUAUGAAAACGAGUUUGAUUUUACUGAGAAUAGAAAAAGAAUGUUAAGGCGACUUGCAAGUGCUCUAGCUUUUUCUCGUUUUCUUUUUAGGCUCAGACAACACUGAAAAGCAGGAAAAAGAAAAGCUUUUAUCUGACUUGAUACUCAGAAUGUUUUUUCCUAACCCUUCUUUGAUCUUAGGCCCUUUAAUAAGCUCUUCAUUGGGUAGAAGAGUGGGAAGAGGUUUUCUAUUUACCACCAGUAUUUCGAUGUUCAUAAAACAGCAUUUCCGUGUACAAGAGUCUUGUAUAAAGUUAACCAUCUGCCUUUUGUAUAGCCUGGGUAGCAAGCAUUUUUUGGCGCGAACUCGCGCAGCAACGCUUGUUACGCAGCCCAGGUUACGCAAAGGUGAGCGUUUUAUAGUUCUUAUACUCUGCUCUGCUCUACUCUGCUUUUCUUUGUUCUAUGUGUGGGGAACUGGGCACAAGGGUUUUCAUAGUCGGAUUAUCUUCAGUACAAUAGACCUUAUUCACGAUAUUCGAUCUUUGAACGCGCUUAAGGACUGAUGGGGUAAAAGUAAUAUCACGUGGUUUCUCAGGGUGCAAACAAAUGAUAUAUUCUGCCAAUACAAGAAAUCGCAGUCGAGUUUGGUUAUUCUAGACAACCGAAAAUGAAGAGAUUGCUAUCUAAAGACGAUAAUAGAAAAUUAUGGAUGGAAGUGGUCACUGCCACUUUUAUGGAUGCAGGAACGAGAAUAGAUGUCCCUACAGCGGUAAUGACGUAUAACUUGUCGGAACUCGAACUGUACAUUGGCAAGGCUAAAAUCGUCGUCUCGUUUUGAGAGAAUAUACAAACUCAACCGUGCUUGCUCGUAUUGGCAAAUUUUAUCAGUUGUUUGCCCUCUUGGAUAGCACGUGACACUGCUUUUAUCCCAACAUUCCUAAAGCGCGGGCAAAGAUGGCGGCGGGUAUCGUGAAUAAGGUCUAUUCAAGGUUGUCUGGUCUAGUGAAAUACACAGGUGUAUAAUAGCUUAGCUAGAGGAAUUUAAUACUACAGAGAGUUGAUUUAACAGCACACUGUGAAGUUGGCAAUUACCCCAGCUCAGGUUGCUUUCCAUUAUGCCAAAAUUAUCGAAAAUUUCGGUGGCGAAAUAAAUGGAACCGUUCGGUAUCUCCAGAGGUGGUCUUCUUUGACGGGUCUUUCUGGUCUGACCGAAACUUGCUGUUCCUUUUCCAAAAAUUCUCGUUUCCAGCCCUACUGCCUAGCAGUAAUCAAAAUUCUGGUCAAAACGCAAAUGGAUCGCCUUGAUUCGAUUCGAACUUUGUUUCAAUCGAACGGUGUCGUUGCAUUUUCUCUCGAUAAUUCCACCAGUUUCUGACUGUUUGGUUUGGCAAAAUGGAAAGCACUCGUAGAGUCGGUGACCAUUUUGCUAGGUAUAUUGCUCCGCCGAAAAGAAUGUCUGUGUUGUUAGGUAGGAUAUUAAUUGUUCUAAAAGUUCAGAACAUCAACAGGAGAGGAUAAACUGGAGAACAUAGAGUUAGUCCAAGAGCGCUGGCUGGGACCCGCACUAUGGGGAAGUCGGUUUCCCUAGGAGUCCGCAUGCGUUGAUUUGUCGUUGUGAUGGUUGUUGGACCAAAAAUGCUGUGAAGCAACAUAGGACAGCCAUAAAAAGGUUGAUUAUAAUUGUUCAGUAUGCUCAGGCAUUCUCCUGUCAUUGGCCAGAUUGCGGUUAAAAAUAUCAAAGGUUCUCUAUAGCUUUGAAAAAUAAUUAUCGCAGACUUAAAGCGUUUAAGUUUGAAUUGCUGUAAGUACUGUCCCUCACGUCGCAUUAAGUAAAAGUUGAAAUUUUAUGAACAGGGCUCAGGGACCGAUGCAUGUACUUUUUAUCCUCUCUUAACAUUAAUCAUCAUGUCGGCGUGCGAUGUAAAAAGUCGAUGCAGUUAAAGAGGUUAUGUCCAAUCAUGGUGUCUUCCACAGUUUUCGAUCAAAUGUACGAGCCAAAAAUAUAACGAGAUGUUCUCGGCUCUAUUUUCUCAUUCUUGGAACUCUAACUGAAAUUUAUCAAAUGAUUCAAAUAAAGGGAAAGAAAGCAUGGUCAUUUUUUUGAGAUUUUUCGACAACAGAGGAGUUAAACUUGAAAAAGCUGGCUCAGUCUUUUCAAGCUGCCAUUCUGGCCAUCGAAAGGCGAAGACUUUCAGUUAGAGUACUGAAUUAGACCCAUUAUUUCAGAGUUUUCUUUGAUUCCGAUGUGUUUUCAGGGUUUCCAAAUAUCACGGUGACAUAGCUCCUUUAAUGCUUUCAAAAUAUGCAGAGUAAUUCCUGAUAUACAUUUGCAGCCUUUUGGUUUAUUAUACGACAGUAUAAUCAUAAUAGAGAACAGAACGGCUUGAAUACAGAAGUAUUUUGCAUAAAGUUAAAGGACUGAACGGCUAGUUCUUCUUGAUUUUUCUAAUUAAUAGCUUCAGUGUAUAAUCACUUUUCAUUAAAUUUGUAUGAAACACAACUGAACCUGUGAAUGUACUACAUCUAUGGUGUUUUGACGAUUCAGUGUAACAAGCAUAUCUGAACAGGACGAGAAAAACUAGAUUCCUUGCUGACCAUGCAGGAAAACCGGUCGUUUCUUUCACGAAGUCAUUUCAAUAAAAGUCGUUUCGAUACGAGCUCAGGCAAUAAAACUGCAGAAGACGUUCUUCGAUUUCUUAAAGUAUAGUUUGCGC